Molecule: messenger RNA, 4226 nt
Organism: Thrips palmi
Lineage: Eukaryota; Metazoa; Arthropoda; Insecta; Thysanoptera; Thripidae
Gene: jumu
Exons: 6
Coding region: 618-2267 (549 amino acids)
Biological process (GO): regulation of transcription by RNA polymerase II
Molecular function (GO): DNA-binding transcription factor activity, RNA polymerase II-specific; transcription cis-regulatory region binding
Source: RefSeq, a predicted model, not a curated record
UGGAAAACUUUGCAUAUUUUUUCGCACGCCCAUGUCAAUUUAUCCACCCCGAGGUUGCGGUCGACAGGAGAAAUUUAUUAGAAACUGAUAUUGAAGCUUUGCCGCCGAAGUUUGCCGCCAUGUUGCUUACAGUAGACGUUGUUUCCCGGCUUAUCCAGAGUCGUGAAUUCACGCUAAAACUUUGUUUUUACGCCUGACUGCGGUUUGAACGGGUGUUCAGAAAAAUUAUCUGUAAUACAGGAAUUUGUUCUAAGUCAUAUUUUGUCGAGUUACGCCCCGAAUUCUUUGUUUCGGGCUUGUUUGUGUCUUUAUUUACGUUCCUCAACAUGUGCAUCGUUUUCAUUUUAAAAUGGCCUCCGAAGGCCUCCCUGUGCCAGCCAAUGGGAAGGCAGCGCCAAAGCCACAUGAUUCAAACCGACCAAUAGCAGCUCGGCUCUCUCGAAUAUCAGCUCGUCUUUGUUCGAGCAUGAAACCGUCUCGCAGUCCGCUCGGCAAGGAAACAGAGCGAGAUGGUGAUAUGUGAGGGACGAGAAAAUUUAGAUUUGUAGUGAAUUUAUGGUGAGAUUGCUGUCGACAUUGUAUCAACACCACCUUAUUAUUAAUUGCAUCGCCUGAACAUGGAUCUCUACCUGGGCCAGGACUCGCUGUCGCUGUCCCUCCAGGACAUGCUGGACUGCGACAUCAAGACGGAGAUGGACUCGGUGCUGGCGGGCACCGACCUGAGCCACAGCCACGGCCUGGGACUGCCACCACUAGACCUGGACGAUGACUCCCUGGGCAUGAGCCACAUGACGCACAUGUGGUUCAGCGCCAACAGCAACUCGUCCAACUCCAACUUCAACUUGGACUUCGUGGGCGGAGACGGCGCGGCGAUGAUGGUCAACCCCAACAGUGUGAUGCCGCUCACGCUGACGGCCACCGCCGUGUCGUCCACGCCCACGCCGUCGGCGUUCGCGGCCGCGAGCCCCUCCAGCAGCACGCGCAGCUCUCCGGCGCCCUCACCCUCACCGCCACCCCCGCCGUCUCCUCCGGCGCCCAGCUACGUGCGAACCGUGUCCAACUUCGCGACGGCCGCGACGUUGGCGCCGCGCGCACCGGCAGGGGCGGCGGGCAUCGUCGGCAGCCAGGUGCGCGUCGUGCCCAGCGUGCGCAUCGCGCCGGCGUCGUCCACCUCGCAGCACUUGAGCACCGUGGCCAGCAACGGCGGCUCCACCAAGCUGCAGAAGCAGCUGCAGCAGCUCAGCGGCAGUGGCGGCCUCGCGAGCCACAACGGGCGCAUCCACGUCCAGCAGGCGCACCUCCAGGCGGGCGGCCACACCAAGAAGUACGCCCACAACAACAACAAGUACCUGGACGUGGACCUGGACGAGAAGAUUUAUCCUAAGCCGGCCUACUCGUACUCCUGUCUGAUUGCCAUGGCCUUGAAAAACAGUAAGAGCGGGAGUCUGCCUGUAUCGGACAUUUACAGCUUUAUGUGUGAACACUUUCCCUAUUUCAAAACUGCUCCAAAUGGAUGGAAGAAUUCCGUUAGGCAUAAUCUAAGCUUGAACAAAUGUUUUGAAAAGAUUGAAAAACCAGCAGGAAAUGGGAGUCAGCGAAAAGGGUGUCUUUGGGCAAUGAAUCCUGCUAAAAUUGCCAAAAUGGAUGAUGAAGUUCAGAAGUGGUCUCGGAAGGACCCUAUGGCUAUUAAGAAAGCUAUGAUUUUUCCAGAAAACCUCGAAAUGCUUGAACGAGGAGAAAUGAAAAUGACAAGCCGAGCUGAUUAUAUGCAAAGCAAUGGUGAUGACAGUGACAGCUCUGAUGAAGAGGGAGAUGAAGAUGUUGAUGAUAAUGAUGAUACUGGUGCAGCCUCUUCAGAAGAUGAGGUGGAUACUGAGAUGGAACUGGAUUCUCAGAUUUCCUCUACUCACUUUGAGAUGCCUGAUUCAUUUGAGGAAUCUAGUCUCACUGAUUUUGAUAUUGAGGGAACUGAAGGAAUUUAUGAAUUGGAUGGCCAGCAACCAUUAAAAAUAAGACUUACUCAAGCCAAGAAUAUUCAGAAGAAUACAGUCAUAACUAUGGGAAGUGCAACAAUGCGCAGAACACAAUCUGAUCCUGACAGGCAAGAUGGCUAUGAUUUUGAUUUGGAUGAAGAAGAAUUUUCAGGAAGAACCAUUCAGGGUAAUUACAUUUACAAAGUAAAUGGUUCAUUUACUACUACAACAACAAGUGGCUCCAGAAGAAAACAGCCUCUUCUUGUGCGAGCUACUGGCCCCUCAGUCAUCUAAUGUAUCUUCAGCAAGCAUAAGUGUAUGCUUGAGAGAUUUUUUUAGUGGUUUUCACCGAGUGAUAAUGUUUGUCCUUUGUUUUGCAAAGGACAUUGAGGCUUAGGAAAAAUGUGAUUUUGUUUUUAAAAGACAAAUGCUGUUUUCUUUGUGUGUUUUUUAAACUCAGUUCUUAGUUAUGCAGCACUGCUGUUUACCUGUUUGUAUAAUACUGUAAUAUAUACUUGCUUCUGUUACAAUAUCAACUUUAGUAACUUGUAAUUCUGACUUUGGUGUCAUUGCAAGUGUUAGUUGAUUCCAAGUCAGCUAAACAGUCUUAUCUGAUCAGAUGAAAUAUUAUCUGUCGUCUUGUAUUAUGUCUGUAAAUACUCUUAGACAAGUUCGUGUAUUUUAUUUUAAGUGGUUUUAUACUUUUGUAAAAAGAAAACGUUAGUGAAUUUUUACUCUAAUUUGAUUGUUUAAUGUGACCCCUUGGAUAUUGACAGUAGUUCAAAGUGUAAGAAAUAUUAGUGCUCUUGCCGAAUGCUAUACAAUAUUUGUGAUAUUUUUUGUGUUGGUUGCAAAAGGUAUUGUACCUGCUACCUCAUUACUAUUUGACCUUAUGCAACUGGUGGUUAGUUUACUUUAGUUCAGCUUCUCUGUGCUGCUUCCUCUUCUCAUUGCAUUACUGAGUAGAGUUGACAUCUUCAUUAAGAUGUCAAGUCUUUUCAUUUUGGUUGCCUUAUAUCUCACCAAGUCUCUUGCAGUAGUAUUGUAUGUGCAAGCUGCAGCUGCUGCUACUUCUGCAUAUUCCAUAGCUGCUCUGGCAGCAGUUACAGCUUGCACUGGUUUUCCUUACUGAACAGAAAUGUGCCUAGCACACAUUUUUGGUUACACCCAUCAAACCACUACUUGCAUUUGUUCAUUAUGUACUCAUUUGGAUUUCUUUGUAAGAACAAUAAUAUUGUAACUUUAUUUUCUGCAAUCAUGAAGGAAUUCAGAUAGUGUUCCACCAUGGUGCAAUGUGCUUCUGAUUUGAGGAAUGGUAAUACAAAACUGAACUGAUCUUAAGCAGAGGCUUUUUAAUCUUAAUUGUGAGUUUUAAUUAUUUGAAUGGCAUCUGUUUCUUUGCUACCUACCCAUUGCUUAGAACAGAUGGCAUUGUUUAGUCCUUCCUCAGAACAUGGUUCAAUUCAAGUUUUGAAAAGCGUAUUUGUUGCUAUGUCUUUCUUAAUAUUUCUUUUCAUUUUCAUUCUUGGAGGUGUUAAAAUCAUGUCACUGACCUUAGUUUCAAUUUAAAUGCCAUGUCUGAUAGUUUGUACUUAUAAUUACUUUCUUUCUUGUAGUAAAUCCUCAAGCAAAGAAUAGCAACUAUUCUAUGUUGAUUGCUUUAAACCAUUUUAAUGCUGAGUAAUUCCCUGUGUCCAUUGUAAGGAAUUUGAAAGGGGCUGAGUUGAACAUCCAUCAAAGUGAUAUUUGGGUAGAUUGGCAAGUCUGCCAUGUAUUGUUAGGAUUGUCAAUAGUACAAACUUUCACUGUAUGUACAAACUAAACAAGUAAGGUGUAUGAAGUUUAUCCGGUGUGAAUGAAAGGGCAUGUUUUGAUUAAUGAGUCAUUACAUUUUGCUUUCAUCUCUUAUUUAUCUUGGUUGCUGUAACGUACAAGCAGGACUUCUUUAGUAUGAAACCACGUUUUAGAAUUAAAUUUUCUGCUUAUUUGCUGGAUCUCACUAGGUUUCUGCCUGUUAUGUAAAUUAAGGACUCAAAGUAUCUGUGAAAUUGUGUCUACGUUGCAAGUUGCAAUUUGUUGAUUGAUUCGAAAUCAAUGUUGAAUGUGUAAUGAAAUUGCUUGAAUUUGAUAAAUGGUUGUCAAUGACAUGAGUGUCAAACUUAAGUCCUAGUCUUCUGUAAAAAAAUAAAAAUAAAGAAAAAUAAUAAUAAUAUUGAAAGAACUACUAAAAUAAAGGGAAAAUGUGUUAUUUAA